GAGGGGUUCCCCCGCCCGCCCCACUGUGCAAAAAAAUGGCUGCUCGCGUGGCUACAGAGACAGAGACGUCUGGGCCUGAGCAGGAGGCGGCGUGGGCAGAAGCGAGGGACACGAGGGAGAAGGUGUCCUACUUGAUGGGUCAGUAUCUUCUCAAGGGCUACCGCAUGCUCAGCGCCAACUGUACGGACUGCGAUAAUAUCCUUCUCCGGUCAAGAGAUGGAGCAUACUACUGUGUCUACUGUCAAGAGAUAGCCAAAGCUACUACAACCAGCAGUACUGGACCAUCUACAGCAGCGUCAUCAAGUCCAGAACAUUGUCACCAUCCUCCUACUACCUCCACAACACCCGGUGGUCCGGCCACCACCCCACCUCCAACCCAAUCAGACACCAAGGAUGCCGACACUGUACCAGUAGUGUCUUCAGGGAGGACGAGCGACACGUUCAAGAUGACGACAACACCAGCUGCAGACCACGACGGCAUGAAAUUCAGUAGCGACAUAAAGCGUACAAGGCCGCGGACAAAUCCGGGUGUCAUCCAGUCGAUGGGGAGAAAGAGGGCAUCUCCCAGUGGAUCCACCAGUUGCGAGAGUGCGAUGCAACUCAAGAAAAACGCGUCCUCUGACUCUAUUGAUCUGCCAGCACAACCCCCCGUUAUUGUGUCCCUGCACGAGGCUGGCCUGGAGGCCCAGUCGGUGCUGGUGGCAAAGCUAAAGUGGUGCUCCAGAGAACUGGACGCAAGUCACUCGCUGGAGGAGUCGAUUCUGUUGUGUCGACUUGUGUCCUCAAUUGGAGAGGCCCUAAAGGCACUCAAAGAGGGCCCCCUCUCAUCAUUAGCACCUCCGGCUACAAACCACAGCACCAAUACUGAACUCUAAACCAUAACUCACAUGAACUCACCUGCCCUAGUAUUACAGCAAUAUUAUUAUGUAUGCCGCACUAUGAUCAUUGUAUACAUAAUGAAAUUGUGUUCCUUGAUUUGGGAGCAGUUUCUC
Molecule: messenger RNA, 992 nt
Organism: Geodia barretti
Lineage: Eukaryota; Metazoa; Porifera; Demospongiae; Tetractinellida; Geodiidae
Source: the annotation of a GenBank genome assembly